AUGGAAGUAGUGCAGAAAGAACACAGCCGACUCCUCAAGAGGACCGAAGGUGCUCAGGGUAUCAAGAAUGUGGACUCUGCAAUUGAUUCACUGCAGUCUGCCCGUGAUGCCAUCGCUGCUGAUCCAUCUUCUGCCUCUGCCGCUCUAGCAACCCUUCAGAACUCGGUGAAAUCUUCGUUUGACUCUAUCAAUGACAGCUUGAAAGAGACUCACAGUGGCCUCAACAAGUACACCAAAUCUCUAGAUAAGCUUUUCAAAGAUCGACCACUGCCUGGAACCGACGAAGAUGGCCUCUCUACACACGAAAACCUCAUCAACCGCGCCAUCGCCAUGCAUCUCCUUCGCGAAGGCCAGUUCGGCGUGGCCGCCACCUUCCUUUCCGAGAUUGCCGAGCAGAAGACAGUGUAUCCAGUCUCCCAAAAUGGACAUGGGCCGACGAAUCCACCCGCCAGCCUGCUCGAUAUGGACGAAGUCCCUUCGACCGAGAUCCGGAAACAAUUCGCCUCAAUGUAUUAUAUGCUACAACAAAUACAAGAGAACAGGAACUUACUUCCUGCAAUCGAAUGGUCGAGGGAUAACCGCGAGGCGCUGGACGCGCGGGGUAGCAACCUUGAAUUCGAGCUCUGUCGACUACAAUACGUAUGGCUGUACCAUGGUGGGGCAAACAGUGAGGGAACCGCAAGUGGAUGGCUCGCUGCACUUGAGUACGCACGGCGGGAGUUCCAUGUGUUUGUGCCCCGAUAUUUGAGAGAGGUUCAGCAGCUGGUCGGAGCAAUGGCGUACUCACCCAACCUCGGCGGGUCACCAUAUGCGGCUCUCUUCAAUAACAGCUCGGCUUGGGAUGACGUAGCUCACUUCUUUACUCGCGAGUUCUGUUCUUUGCUAGGUCUUUCGGCGGACUCGCCGCUGUACAUUGCUGCUACAGCGGGGGCGAUAGCUUUGCCUACGCUAUUGAAGCUACAAACGAUUAUGAAGUCGAAGCGGACGGAGUGGACAUCGGACAACGAGCUUCCGGUCGAGAUACCCCUCCCUCCCCAAUAUCUCUUCCACUCUAUCUUUGUCUGUCCGGUGUCAAAGGAGCAGGCGACUGAUGAGAACCCUCCUAUGAUGAUGCCAUGUGGACAUGUCAUUGCACAUGAAUCGUUGAGGCGCCUGGGCAAGGGUAAUCGGUUUAAAUGCCCGUAUUGCCCUAGCGAAAGCCACCCCAAGGAUGCCAGGAAAGUAUUCCUGUAA
This is a messenger RNA of Penicillium verrucosum, 1233 nucleotides long. RefSeq names its product ubiquitin-protein ligase RMD5. Gene Ontology annotation, cellular component: GID complex; cytoplasm; nucleus. The record is from RefSeq and is a predicted model, not a curated record. Gene Ontology annotation, biological process: proteasome-mediated ubiquitin-dependent protein catabolic process. The transcript is spliced from 4 exons. Bases 1 to 1233 code for a protein of 410 amino acids. Gene Ontology annotation, molecular function: ubiquitin protein ligase activity; protein binding. Lineage: Eukaryota; Fungi; Ascomycota; Eurotiomycetes; Eurotiales; Aspergillaceae.